Lachancea sp. 'fantastica' is the source of this 2364-nucleotide messenger RNA. The record is from the annotation of a GenBank genome assembly. NCBI's taxonomy places the organism in Eukaryota, Fungi, Ascomycota, Saccharomycetes, Saccharomycetales, Saccharomycetaceae.
AUGGCGCGUUCGUCCCAAAAAUACACACCGGUCGAUCAAGACGAUCAAGGGCUUUCCAAUGAGGGUAGUACUGUGGCUAAUAGCCUCGAGGAAAACUUAGAAUUACCUGCAAAUCCGCCUCAGUAUGAAAAUGACAGAGCAGCAGAGUUUGAGUUAGGCAUGGAGCAUUUUGAGAUUGAUGAACCGCUUUUCGGGGCCGGCUCAGAACCAAGUAAGGUGGAGCGUCUGAAGGUCAAGUUUCAGCAUUACGUUGUAGUUCCUGUAAGGGAAAGAAUAACAGACCCAUUGGCCGUUAUAAUGGCCAUCGUUUCUCGCAAGUUCGAUUACUACUUGAGCAAGGUUGGGAAUCCACUCAUUUUGAGACGUUUCGUAUAUGUGUUGCUUGUAUCGUGCUUUAUCUACUAUGUUUCGUCCAGCGGACUUUUACCUAACGGCACAGCUACGGGUUCUCGAGGAAUGUUCUCAGACCAGCAACAAAUCAUGGCGUAUGCAAAGAGGGCUUUGGACAUGUCAAAAAUGGAAAAUGACUUGGAAUUCAUAAGCAGCAUGUCGCACAUGGCAGGCACAAAGGGUGAUCUGGCCAUCGCACAAUAUAUCGAAGAAGCAUUCAACAACAAUGGACUACGUAUUGUUGGUGACGCGGCUUUCGAAACGUACUUAAAUUAUCCAGGCAACGCCAGUAUCAGUGUGCAAUCUUCGUCUGGGAAGGUGUUAGAUUUGAAUCUGACCGAUCAAAAUUUCAACCCGUUAAGUAUGAAGGGAGAAGUCAAAAACGCUAAACUGGCCUAUGCCCAUUUUGGAACCGAGCAGGAUCUCCAGCUUUUGGACCAGCAGGAUAUCGCUGGCGAAAACACCGUUUUGCUUAUGCAUUAUGAUCUAUAUCCUGGCGAACAGGUCAUGAGGGCACAGGAACUUGGUUACCAAGGUGUCAUUUUCAUUUCUGAUGGAUAUGGCGAAGAGCAAAUCGAUAGCGUGCAGCAGGUAUCUGUCAACAACUUUCGUACCAGUAUGGGAGAUCCCCUUUCUCCCGGCUGGAGUUCUGCUUCGUCCAAGCGAUUGAAACUGGCAGAGUCCAGUAUAGUACCCAAGAUACCCACUAUUCCAAUUUCAAGAAGACAGGCCGAGAAUCUUCAAAAGUUACUGGCUGAAAGCCAGGGAAAACAAUUUGAUGAUGGAUGGUAUAGCGGUGCCAACGGAGAGGUAACAGUGAAUCUCUUGCUGGAACCAGUAGAGCGGGAAGAACACGCCUCCUGGAGUAUUGUGGGCAAAAUUGAAGGCAGAGAACAAGACGACAAAGCCAUCAUAUUGAGCGCCGCAAGGGAUUCUGCGUGCACUGGAUGCACAUACCCGAACUAUGGCACUGCGACUCUAUUGUCUUUGGUACAGCUAUUCCAGCAGGCCAAAUAUAAGUUUGGUUGGAAACCUCUCAGAAACAUAUACUUCAUUUCCUUCGAUGGAUCUGAGUAUGGGCAUGCGGGUGCCACUGAACUUUUGGAAUCUGAAUCUUCAAAAAUACGAGAGGAGAUUUAUGCUGUUAUCGAUAUAAGUCAACUUGGAAUCGAUCCCAAUGGUCCAAAACUGGACAUACAGGCGCAUCCUCUACUAUUUGAGUAUUUCAAAAACGACAAUCUCAUGAUGGGGUUCGAAAAAAACGUCAGAGGCGUCCAACAGUAUGGCGACUGGAGCGCUUACUUGACAAAUGGUAUACCCGUGGCAGUUCUAUCUGCUCCACAUGUCUUGGAGCGGAAGUAUCCAAUUUACACUUGCGACGACAAUUUCGAGGUGUUUUCCGCUAAGAUAGACGAUGAAUUCUGGGAGCGCUCGUCUGAAUUGACUCUGUACAUCUUGCAUACUUGCCUCAAAUUGAUAGACUCGCCAUUGAUACCCUUCGAUAUCGAGACGUAUGCGAUUUUAUUGAUGAGACUACUGGAAGAUUUGAAGGAAAGCUCAGGCGAAAUGGGGCUAAAUUUUAGGGAUAUGGUGGCGGAACUUGGCGUGUGGAAACGUAUCGGAGAACGAGUGAACUCCUGGAUUCGUGCAUGGGAGAAUAUUGUUUUGGUCGAAAACGAAGGUCUCGAGCCUUCAUUGCUUUCAGUGACCAGAUGGGCCUGGAACAGAAGAUUGGCGAGCCUCGAGAAACACAGUUGUGCUGCGCAGGGGCUACCGAAUCGUAGCUUUUACCGAAAUGUGCUUUUCGGUCCUUCAGUCAAGAACCAGGGCUCUCAUGAUUCCUGGAGCUUCCCUGGCAUAAGAGACGCUAUUGCUGAAGGUGACAAGGGUCGUGCUCAAGAGCAAAUCGGUCUUGUUACGGAGCUGCUUCAAAAAUCCUCGGAACUUUUCCUCGAUAAUUCUGAAGAGGCGUGA